This is a messenger RNA of Lactuca saligna, 489 nucleotides long. The record is from the annotation of a GenBank genome assembly. NCBI's taxonomy places the organism in Eukaryota, Viridiplantae, Streptophyta, Magnoliopsida, Asterales, Asteraceae.
AUGAAAAAUAUUGAUCGCAAGAAAAACAUAUUCAAACUCUCACAAGGAGAAUAUAUUGAUGUUGAAAAUCUUGAGAAUGUAUUUGGACUUUUUUCUGAUCUUGAUUUGGUGUGUCUUGUUGCUGUUGCGAAUCCAAAUCAGAAAGCAAUUGAGCAUUUUACUGAAGCAUAUAACAUUUCUGGGGAUUUUGAAGCUUUAUGUGAAAAUCCCAAAAUUAAAGAAUAUGUAUUGGGAGAGCUCCCUAAAGUUGGAAAAGAAAACAAGUUGGAAGGUUUUGAAUUUGGGAAAGCGAUCCACCUUGACCCUGUUACUUUCAUAGUGAUAAUGAAAGUUGUUACGGGAGCUUUAGAUAUGGUGACCUUUGGUGCUAAGAACACCAUACCUAUGAAUUUUCAACAGAGGAAAAUAUAUGAACACAAUGAACAGGUAACAAGUGAUCCUUAUGUGGUUUUGCAAUUGGAUAGUCAGAUUGUGAAAAAGCAAUGUUAA